CCCAACAGCAGAGCAGGGCAAUGAUAUCAUUGUAACGCGACUAUGGGGAAGUGGGCGGCGCGGCUUCAGAGCAGGAAGGUGAAGGGGGGAAAAACGCGGUGGACGGUGGCCGCUUGAGAACGUACCACGCAGGAAGCGAAGCGGUGUUGGGAAUACUUAAAUUACGCGAUGAAUCAUGUCCAAAGCAGGGGUCAUUCGUGUGGGACUUGGUAUAGUUCUUGGAGCAGCUGCAGGAUUAGGUCUCAUCUUUUAUUUCUAUAAACAGAAGAGAAAGAAGCCCAGUCAGAAAAACAAUUCAAGAUAUCCAGUUGUACAUUGUCAGCAAAAUGCUAUGCAUGUUCAUGAACAGGCAGAAACACUUCAGCCUUAUAAUCAGGUUCCCUGGAUGAGACCAGAACCAGUGGAGGGUGGUGACAGCGUUCCAUAUACAUCUCUUCUAACACAUGAAGAGCAGGCUGAAGUAUUGAACCGUCUUGAUUUUGUGCUCAGAAGCCUUAUAGAGUUGCGACAUGAGGUGAAAGAAUUACGAGACAGCCUACAGAGUUUAGCUGGAGAAAUUAUUGGCGAAGUCAGGUCUCAUCUAGAAGAAAGCCAAAAGGUUAUUCGGCGGAGGCGUUUUAUAUAUCCCAGAGAAAGAAGUGAUUCCACAGGAUCCAGCUCAAUAUAUUUCACAACCAGUUCAGGAGCUGGCAACACCGACGAUGGAGAAAGUGAGGGGGGAUAUACUACGGCCAAUGCAGAAUCGGAUUAUGAUAGGGAAUCUGAUAAAGAGAGUGAUGAAGGAGAAGAUGAAAUCAGUUGUGAAACAGUUAGAACUGGAAGAAGAGAUUCCUUGGACCUUGUCAAUGAAGAUGAAGCAACACUGAAUUUGGACACUGUUUCAGAAGAAGAACUUGCUCAGUUACUGCACCAAGCCGAUAGCUCACACAGAGGGACUGACCAGGAGAAGAGAGAAGGUUUCCAACUACUGCUUAACAAUAAACUUGUGUAUAGUGACAAGCAGGAUUUCCUUUGGCGUCUGGCCCGAGCUUACAGUGAUAUGUAUGAGAUCACCGAAGACAUAGAGGAGAAGAAAUCAUAUGCAUGUGACGGCAAAGAAGAGGCCGAAAUGGCUCUGCAAUUAGGAGAUCAAAAUGCUGACUGUCACCAAUGGUAUGCUAUUCUGUGUGGUCAGUGUUCAGAACAUGAAAGCAUACAAAAGCGCAUUCAAGCCGGACAUGCCUUUAAGAAACAUAUAGAUGAAGCCAUUGCUCUGAAACCAGAUGAUCCCAUGUCUUAUUAUCUCCUAGGCCGGUGGUGUUACCAGGUUGCUCAUUUGGGAUGGCUGGAAAGGAAAACUGCUUCUGCUUUAUAUGAAGAACCUCCCUUAGCCACUGUCGAAGAUGCACUGCAAAACUUCUUAAAGGCUGAAGACCUAAACUCUGGUUUUUCAAAAGUGGGAAGAAUAUAUAUUGCCAAGUGCUACAAGGAACUAGGGGAUAAUUCUAAAGCUGCUCAUUGGUUGACUCUGGCUUCAGAGUUGCCAAUUAUCACAAAAGAGGAUGCAGAAGGCAGCAGAGAAAUGGAAGAGAUGCAAGGAAUUUCUGCUGACGAAGGAAUCUUAAAUACUCCCUCCUACAAUGAGCAGUGAAGAAAAUUCCAGUAUAAAAAAAAAUCUCACCAUGGUUCUCACUAGGCUUCAAAACAAACCACACAGCGGGGGAAAAAAGGAAACUACUAUUUCACCACUUCUUUGUCCAAGAUUGUAGCCGGCAAUACCAAAUAGUUAAAGAAAUGUAAUUCAGCUGCCUCCCUUAUCACAAAAUAAGAUAAUCCUAAUUAACGCCUGUGUUUACCUGUUUGUAGAAGAGAUGCUGGCAAAUCCAUUAGUAUUAUUUCCAUGCUGCCUUUGGAGUAAUACCCAUCCAGAAAUGUCCACUACAUACAUUUUUUUCAACAAUUUCUGAGGAAAUUGAGAUAGCAUCAUAAAACAUGUAGAAUUGUUUAUAGCAAUAUAGCAUCCCUGUCACUUGUUUUUAUUUUUGAUCAAAUUACUCCUUAUAGGGGCUCUUAAGUGCUUUGUUCAUGUCAUUUGAAACAUCUGCUGGGUGCUUAUACUAUAUUUUGCUCUUAGAGAGCAAAGAGUAGUUUGGAAUGCCACUGACUUAAGAAAAAAAAAAUAGCGCGGGAAAUCUUUUAUUUUUUCCCCUUCUCCUAGUAUCACAGCUCUGAGUUUCUUCAGUGAUUGUUUCAACCUAAAGAAAUAUCAGGAAAAAUUGUUAAUAUAUUGCCUGAGUUGCAUCUCAUGGGGGAUGAACCAAUAGAUCAUGGCCUUUUGGGAAAAUUGAUUAUCUUUGCUGAAUAAUAUAUUAAUUCCUAUGUUUGCUAUUUAUUUAAGAUGUUUGUUGGUUUUAUGGAUAAGAAUAUAUGUGGCAUAUGACACAAAUAUUUGAAAAGUUGAGGGAGAGACAUAGUAAAAUCUACCAACGCUGUUCCAUGUGAUUUAUAAAAUGCAAAUUUAGGUGUGGUUUAAUAUUAUAAACGUAAGAAUGCAAAGUAAAUUAGGUUACUAUUCAGGAAAUUAGAGUUAUUAUCCAUCAUAACAAAUAAUGGAAAAUAUUCACUUAAAGUGCAAACCUAUUAAUCUUUUUAUGUUCAAAUACUUUUUUAAUGUUUGUUUACUAGUUGGCAGGGUAAAGGAUGGGGCCUGGAGUGCUGUCCUUUCUUGGAAUAGCACAGAGCGCCCAUCUGCAGCAUGUCCAGAGACGUCCUCCUAGUUCUUAAAUAUUUUUUGAAAGAAAUAACAUUACUGCCAGAAAGAACAAUUAAACGCUGUUAAGCACAACACAAAAAAGAAUUUGCUUCAAUUGCAGGGCUUAAAAAAUACAUAGCAAUGCAUUUCCCCCCUGGGAUUGCAGAGAAAGUACAUUCUCUGCAAUUCUGGGAAUCAUAUGUCUAUUUCAGUGUAUAGCAUGGAAAGAAAAUUAUAUUGAAAAAAAUAUUUAAAAGAGAGGGACCACAUAUAUAUGAAGAGAUUCUAUAGGCUAAUAAGCUGAAUUGUAUCAGAGAUAUAUGUUACAUAGAUAACAUCAGUGAAUAUGAGAUGGAAUGAAAUAACCAGUGAGUUUCCACUUGUUGUAAACCAAACACUUUUCCAGAAUUCAGUGUAACUGUUUUCUAUGUGUACUUUGAUUUUUGGCAGAUAUUUUUGAAACCAUCAUUUCAUAAUAACGAUAGCUAUAUUAUUACAGUGAGGUUUAAUACACUGCCAUGUUGGACAUUUCUGUACAAUAAGAUCAGAAACAACUUGCAAGAAUUUGAUCCCUUCUCAUAAAGAUGGAUAUUUCAUUGCUCUUAUAUUGCUUUUUUAAUUUUACAAAAUAAUGUGGAACAAAAAGCAAUAUUUCAGUCCAAAAUAAUGUUUCUUCAGUUUGUAACCAAAAACAUCUAGAACCUAUCUUGAAGUGUUUUAUGCUUCCAAACCAACAAUGUAAAGCCCAAGUUUCAUUUAGAUUACAAAGAAAUGUGAUGCUGCUAAGAUUAUAAAAUCUUACAAACAUUUUUGCAGAGGGAGUAGUGUAUAAUGUUUAUAGGACCAGGUGCUAAAAAUAUGCUACUAGCUUCUUAGCGAGUGGACUUCCUUACAUAUCUUCAAUAACAAUCUAUACAUUGUUUAGUGGAGCUCCCAAAGUUAAACUGAAGAAGUAAAAUAUAGAAAUAUUUUUAUUAGACAUAUGAAUCCUUAAUGUAAUAAUUCAUAUUUUAAAAAUACAUAUUUACUAGCACUGUUAAUAUUUUACUCUGGUAAUGUGAGACCAAACUUCCCCAGUUUCAUUUCCCAUGCAGGCUUCUAUAUAGCAAGCUAUUGUUGAUUUCCUCAUUUUGUUGGGUGGAAAAGAAAUUCCUUGUGGAACAUACCAUGUUUUUGUAUCUUGUUUUAUAUUACAGUGAGGUGUAGAGUAUAUUCAGUUUGAAGUCUUACAAUAUUAAAUGGGUGGCAUGUUCUAAGGGCAAAGAAAAAAACCUAUACUCUCUUGCUUUUUCAUGCAAAUCAUUUCAGUAUUAGGUUCAAAAUGUGCAGAAGCAAAUUUGAUGCAGAAAUUUUAUUCUGAUUGAAGCAGUCACCUGUUCAUCUGAAGCAAUGUUUCUCCACCUUGGAAGUUUUAAAAGGUAUUUCUAGAAUUCCCCAGCCCAACAUGGUGCCUGGGGAAUUCUGGCAGUUGAAGUCCACAAAGUCGCUGAGAUUAAGGAACACCAAUAUGAAGAGUCUCUUGUGAAAUCUGUGGCCUUGUUUGCAGAGAAGAAGUAGCCUGUGCCAACGUCAACUAGCUUGGUUAAUAUUUGAUUUCAGAACUCUGCAUUUAUUUAGCAUUUUUUAUUCUCUGUUAGAAUUGAGUUUUGAAAUGUAACUUCGUCACUUCCAUAAUUUCCAAAGCUGCUUUUUCUGUUUUGACUUAGGAGAAUUUAUAUCUCAUUGUGUAAGUUGAUGUUUUAUAUAAUUGACUGGUUUGUGAUUGCAGUUAAGUAAUUGUUCCUUCUCUGCUUUAAAGAUUGUAGCCAAAGUGAACAUGCAGAACAUUCGUAAGAAGUUGACCAGUCUACUGGUACAUGUUUGUGCACUGAAAAUUAAUGGAUUUGCAAGUUGUGUAAAUAUUUUAUGUCAACUAAUCAAAGCAUCAGCUGCCUAUUUUAAUACCAUUUUAGAACCAGGCUCAUUAUCAACAUUAAUAUGACAUUGUCUCAAGUCAUGAUUUGGGACAAAGCGCCUGUGAAAACCUUAUGUAGCAGGCAAACAUUUAGAGAAAAAUAAUGUUGUAUUGGUCAGAGACUUACAACCUGGUUUGAUAAACAGACUCAAUCCUCAGAAAUCAUUAUUGGCUAUCUUUGCCUUUAAGCCAAAAGAUUCCAGGACUAGCUGCAGGCUGCAGACUAGAACUAAAGAAUUCCUGAUUUCACCUUAAAAAUUUUCAUAUAGAUUUUCUUUGUUCUGCAGUCUCUGAGUUACGUUUUGUCUUUAUUAAGGCAGUCAAACAUUCCCAGGUUAGUUCUUAUUGGAAUCAAAACAAUGGAUGAAUUGUGGUUGCUUUUCUAAUUCAUGGAAAUACAGUUUACAUUUUAAGUAUAAAAAUUUGAGAAUUUAGCUAAUGACCAAAAGUGUUGCCUUUGAGUACUUUUUAGAAAAGACUAAAAAGAAUUUAUAAAAAAUGAAAAAAAAACCAACUAGAUUGCUGCGGUGCUAUAUCCUAUUAUCCAUGUGUAGACUCAUUCAGACUUCCCACUGAGUUAAUAUAUAGGGGUUUGCACUGCACUAAAGUAUACUUUGCUGGUUUUGCCUCAUUUUCACAUUUCAUAUGAAUUCUUCUGAAUUAGGACCUUGAAUGAUUUCAUAUUUGUUGACAUUAUUAAUUUACAAAUGUGUGAAAGCAUUUGUGUUAUAUGAUAGUCUUGGACUGCCUUACACAUAUUUUAACAUUGCAUACAACCAAAUUAAUGUGGGAUGGAUUCUAAAGUAACUGUCACAAAGAAUAAAGAAUUAAGAAAUUAAAAGUAUCAGUCUUCUUUAUAAGUGUCAACUUCUAGAUCUAGUCAACAAUGAAUGGAUGAUAUUUUUGAUUAAGACAUUUGGAACGACUAAAUUCAACAGUAGUUGUUAGCUGGGCUGUCAAACUUGCGGCCUGUGGGCCAGAUGCAUCAUGCACUGGCCAUCUCCACCCCAGGUUUAAUGAAGGGGAAGAAGUCGCAAUACAUCACGUGACGUGAUGCCGUGAGUUUAACACCCCUGUUGUAGGCAGAAUAUUGCCCACUGAUUGCUUUCUCUAUGUAGUUAAGACUCCAACAGCCUUUCCUCUAAAGAUGUAUUGGAGAAGAUGUAAUCAGGUAGAAUUAGUUUAGAGUUUUGAAGGCUGUAAGAAGGCUACACAGUGUCUACAUAAUUUGCAUUAAUGCAAGGAAACUUUUUCUUAUAAUUCUCUCCACUCCUUUGCUUUGACAAUAAUGUUUUAGUUAGUGUUCCAAAUCUCAAAGGAUGCCUGUGUAAUUAUUUUGAAUGAGAUGCAAUUACAGAGGAAAGUGACCUUUGUUCAAA
Messenger RNA from Notechis scutatus (mainland tiger snake), 6064 nucleotides. It is a transcript of the gene RMDN3, whose product is annotated as regulator of microtubule dynamics 3. Gene Ontology annotation, molecular function: microtubule binding. NCBI's taxonomy places the organism in Eukaryota, Metazoa, Chordata, Lepidosauria, Squamata, Elapidae. The record is from RefSeq and is a predicted model, not a curated record. Gene Ontology annotation, cellular component: mitotic spindle pole; spindle microtubule; mitochondrion.